This is a messenger RNA of Aspergillus heteromorphus CBS 117.55, 898 nucleotides long. RefSeq lists its product as uncharacterized. The transcript is spliced from 2 exons. The record is from RefSeq and is a predicted model, not a curated record. Lineage: Eukaryota; Fungi; Ascomycota; Eurotiomycetes; Eurotiales; Aspergillaceae. The coding region runs from base 500 to 898 and encodes 132 amino acids.
CUUUGGACCGCACGCCAUUGGUGCGGCAUCCCAAAAAAAAAAAUAGCUCGAUGUGACCGAGUAUAUGCACUUGGGAGUUCCCUCCGGAGGGGAACGCCGGUCGAUGAUUCGGCACGCGAUACGAGAUCCCUCAAGUUGACUCGAAGCCUGGUAACACAAUCUAUAGCCGAAUGGGUCUUAACAGUUUCCGUCCACAAAGAGGCGAGCAUUAGCACUAAGCAGGGAGCGGCCUAGUUUGGCUGCAGACCCGACGGCCUUGCUUUUUCUUACACUUCCUUCCUAUCGGAGUUCACCUUGAGGUUCCAUGGCUGAUAGACAACUAAUAAAGCAGGCUGCCCCUCGCGAGGAGCACGUCUGACUACAUAUAAUAGUAUUGUCAAGUGAAAUUGCUCCGAGCACUUAAGCAGAUCCGCUCUCACAUCUACCGGGCUAGGAAGAUAUACACUGCACACAUACCGAUCACUGGACGCUACAGUGUAUACUGUUUGAUUCUGACACCAUGCCCCAAGUCAGAACCCUGUCUCACGCCGAGACCCUCUACGACAUGGACCCCGAACACACCUCUUGUAUCGGAGGGCAGACGGUUCUGACAUGCCGUGAUUGUGCGGGCAACGCCCCACGAGGCUCCACUUGUAGCUGCUGCAGUGGCCGUGGUUUCAACAUCUUCAUCUGCCCUCACUGUCACCCGGCGGCUGCGGCUGCGGCUGCAGGGAGCCCGACGACCUCGCCCGAAUCCUCUGCUCCUGCUUCCCCGGCAUCUCUGAGCCGGAGCUCGUCCACAGUGUCCUCGCGCCACGGUUCAAACCAAAUGGCGACCUGGAAGCGGUUUGGGGAUGGCAACGGGGGCUCAGGCGGCGGGAGUCUUGGCUCCAAAGCCAGCUCGUCCCGAGGCCUAUGA